Messenger RNA from Ilex paraguariensis (yerba mate), 1212 nucleotides. NCBI's taxonomy places the organism in Eukaryota, Viridiplantae, Streptophyta, Magnoliopsida, Aquifoliales, Aquifoliaceae. The record is from the annotation of a GenBank genome assembly.
AGUCCUCAAUUAAAACCUUUGAGACGGUGGAGCUGUUCGUAGUUACGGCGGUAAUCGGCGGCCACUGCCGCUCUCUCUCGUGUAUGUGUGUGUGCUCUAUAUAUAAUGGAUGAUGAAAGGGGAUUCGAGAGCUAUGUGGUGGUACACAACAUAGCGAAGAGGCACAACGUGGGCACACUGGCUCGAAGCGCCACUGCCUUCGGCGUCUCCGAGCUCAUAUUGGUGGGCCGUCGAGAUUUCAACGCCUUCGGCAGCCAUGGCUCCUCCUCCCAUCUCCGCUUCCGCCACUUUCACUCCCUCUCCGACGCCCACCUCUUCCUCAAGGAAAGGGAUUGUGAUAUAUGUGGAGUGGAGAUUACGGACAAUGCGGCGGCUGUGAAUCAGCAUCCUUUCAAGAAGAGCACUGCUUUUCUUUUCGGCAAUGAGGGAACUGGGCUUUCUGCUAAAGAAUGUGAGAUUUGUGACUUCUUUGUUUAUAUUCCACAAUAUGGGUGUGGUACUGCUUCUUUAAAUGUAACUGUUGCAGCUUCCAUUGUUCUACAUCACUUUGGAGUGUGGGCAGGAUUCUCUGAGAGAACCCGUGAUGGAAACAAGUUUGUUGUGGCUGAAAGACCCGUGAAACAGGUGAAACGAAAUUUCUGCACAGAAUCAGCAGAUUCUAUUGCUGAGGAGCGAAAAUCCAGGAGGGAAAAUGCUACAAAUGGAUUUUUUGAUGAAAGCGAAGAAGGCGAUUCACCUUCUAAUCUUCUGAAUGCAAUGUUUGGGGAUAAGUGAUUGAUAAUAACUUAAUGACAUGAUAUUUGCCCUUGAUUCAAGUUUGGCAUAGUAAACAUGAGAAAGAGCGGGGCUUUCUAUUCUAGAGUCCUUGCUUCUGUAUAUCAGAAGCAUACUGAGGAGUUACAGGAGAUUACACUCAUCAUUAUGGCAAGUUAACCCAUGGAGUCUUAUGCAAUUACAAUGUGGCCGAUGGCAUUGAAGAGAUUUGUGCGAGUUUUGUAUGAAUCAGCAGUCUCUAUGAAAAUAAUUUACAGGGAUCAGUGUUUUCAGUUUUCUCCAGUCUGACAAAUUAUAGGGGUGUAAUUGGUGAUUUUAUGCUUUUCUUUUGACAAUUUACUUGGAGAAUGUUUUACGGGUCAGUCUAAAACAUCCCUCUGUGUGUGUGUGUGUGUGUGUGUGGAAAGACUUUUAGGGAUUUCUACCCGAAGUCGUUGG